AUGAGUCCCCCAAUAUUGUCAAAACACGGUCAAGUCAUCCGCAAAUGUACUGUUCCAGGAACAGUAGCAUUCACAUUCGAUGACGACUCGUGGAACGAAAAGGAUGAAAUCCUAACACUGUUCGCCCAGCGAAAUGCACAAGCUUCCUUCUUCCUACGUAGCACUCUAUGGACCGCAGAUUCAAUAAAAGACGACGGGAAAUCUGUAGUACAGAGUAUCCACAAAAACGGGCAUCUGAUUGGAUUUAGCACCUCGAGUCGCCAUCCUCACAGCGGCGUGGAGCAUGACGACCUCCUCAAAGCCCGUCAGAAGAUUUCCACGGUUCUCGGAGCCUCAUCCUCCUCUGAAGGCCUUCGACCACAGUACAUUUGGUCGUCCCCGGUCGAUUGCACAGUACGGAACGGCUGCGUUGAAAAGUUGACGAUAAAUGGUCAGCGACUGGUACUUUGGGACGGUAGACCGGCGGACAUGAGUAACAACACGGAGACUACGCUUCUCCUCGACAGACUACAAGCGGCAGACUCCGGGCGAGAUUCUUCUCUCAUCCCGAUACGAGGGUUUCAAAAAGAGAGUAAUCACAGUUUCGGCGAUCUACUAGAUGGGUUCCUACAAAAGGGCUUCCAACCGGUUACUGUAGGAGACUGUAUAAAUGACCCCAAACACUUCUGGUAUCUAGAUCACUUGGGACGUCCGGCGACUAGCUUGGCGUUCGGCCGCCAUGAUGUAGUAUCGCCUGGCACAUUUCUCAGUCAAGUUCGAUGGAGCGGGAUACUGGCUGUAUUCUUCUUAGAGUUGAUGGCCCUGUCUUGCCUGUUCUGGGCUAUUUGUCGGUAUAGAAAGAUCAAGUCACACCAACGUGUAGUUCAAUGA
Molecule: messenger RNA, 870 nt
Organism: Colletotrichum tamarilloi
Lineage: Eukaryota; Fungi; Ascomycota; Sordariomycetes; Glomerellales; Glomerellaceae
Product: chitin deacetylase precursor
Exons: 2
Coding region: 1-870 (289 amino acids)
Biological process (GO): carbohydrate metabolic process
Molecular function (GO): hydrolase activity, acting on carbon-nitrogen (but not peptide) bonds
Source: RefSeq, a predicted model, not a curated record